UAUUGUGUGUUUGUUGUUUAUUUUUCCUCGCUAGGGUAGUGAUGAUUUUUAGACAUGUCAACUCUUUUUCCAUCUCUACUACCGAAAGUUGUUGAUCAGCUUUGGUUUGAUGUAGAUAAAGCACUUGAUGAUGAAUCUGAACUUUCACAAGAGGAGCAGGCUCAUCAAGCUUGGUUGCAAAGUAUUGCAGAAAAGGGAAGUAAUAUAACUCCAGUUGGAAAAACAGCUUCAACAGAGACAUCUGAAGAAGAUGAGCAGGAUGAUGAAGAAGAUGAAAUUGACACAGAAGAGGAAUCAGAAGUGGAUGAGUUAGACGGCGAAGAAAUGAAUGUUUAUGAUGCAGAAUCCCCAGAAGAUGUAGAGAUGGAUUUAAGUAACGAAGCUGGUCCAUCAGAUUCCCCACAUCAGUGGAUGAUGAUGUGAGUAAACAGAUAAGCACGCCAGACAAAGCCUGGAUGUUUUCAACUUUUAGAUCACAUGCAGACUACCGCUCAUGCCAGGUGUGACUUAAGUCUGGUGGGAGAUGGACUUGAGUAAUGAAGCAGGCCUUGAGUUACAACUGACCAAUCAGAUCAGGGCUAGGAUUACGCACUUGUUUGCAUAUGUUUAUUUAUGGUAACUUGGCAACAAUAUCCAAAGAGGCCGGGGCUUAGUGGAAAGAACUAUUUAGUUCCUUGACCAGGAAAUAAUUUAUGUAACAAUUAUUUUUACUAAAAUUCAGUCAUAUUUCCUGUUGUGUACAAUAUGUGUUGUAGAAUGAAAAAUAAUAAAUAUUAUUUUGCAAUAAAGAUUGUUAUGUUCACUUUAUUAUUUAACAACUAAUCUUUUAAUUAUGACAAUUAAAUUGACAUCGUUUUUGUGGUUUUUUUCCUGACCAUUCCACUGAUAGAAAGCUUUUGGCAACCCAUAGUCCAUUGGAUCAAGACAUUUUUGUUCCAUUGAAAAAAUAGAAACAAAUGAAGAUAAGUGCAAUUAUUAAUUGACAAAACACUAUUGCAAGGCUUCUGAUGUAGGUGGGUAAAUAUCCAAGAUUCUUAAAAAGGCGAUUAUAUGUCCACCACAUACUCAGAUAGAGCUCAUUCUCCAAUUUGGUAUUUCUAAAAUUGGAGACUACUUUUUCCAAGUAAAAAGCUGAUCGUCUAUUUUGAGGCUGAAUCAUAAAAGACUACAUUACAUUUUUAGGUCUGGUAUUGGAGGCUAUAUGUACUAUAUUGUAAUUGGUAAUUUUUCGGCGUUAAAUACUCACGUGUGUUUAA
Molecule: messenger RNA, 1256 nt
Organism: Anneissia japonica
Lineage: Eukaryota; Metazoa; Echinodermata; Crinoidea; Comatulida; Comatulidae
Product: anaphase-promoting complex subunit 15B-like
Exons: 4
Coding region: 55-423 (122 amino acids)
Biological process (GO): regulation of mitotic cell cycle spindle assembly checkpoint
Cellular component (GO): anaphase-promoting complex
Source: RefSeq, a predicted model, not a curated record